Messenger RNA from Cooperia oncophora, 249 nucleotides. NCBI's taxonomy places the organism in Eukaryota, Metazoa, Nematoda, Chromadorea, Rhabditida, Trichostrongylidae. The record is from the annotation of a GenBank genome assembly.
AUGAAGAGAUCAGCAAAAAUCAAGUUGACGGAAGCAGCUUUAGAAAAGAAAGUUUGCACGUAUGUUGGAGAAAAUGCUGCUUCCAUUGCCGUCGAAACGAAACCCUGUGACAUUGAAGAUUUGUGGAAGGUACAGGUCGAGCGAAUCACUGAGAUGCGUAAGUCGGGUGAUGCACCUGUGGACACAAUGGGAUGCCAUAAGUUACCUGAUCCGCUAGCUCCAGAAAAGGUGAAAGCGAACCUUUGGUAA